AAAAAUUGUCCAGUUAAGAGUGCCGCAGAAGCAUAAUAAUAUAAUACAAACGAGGCUCGAGCGUAAAACUACUGCUGCUGCUGCCUGCUGCCUCCGCAGUUAUCGGCUGAAUUCUUACCCAUCGGUUGUUGUUUUUGUUUUCAAGUGUGUGCGUGUGACCUGUGUUUUGCGCAGUGAUUGUAAAUGUCAUUAUAAGUAUUCCCAUUAAUACCACUGGCACACAUUGACACGGACGUUAACAUUACAUGUAUACACAUAUAUGAUACACAAAUCGUGUCGGUCGAAACAGCAGCAGCAGCAGCAGCACAGACGGAGCGCGACAUAACAAUAAUAUCACGCACGAUGACGGAUCCACAAGUCAUAGCCGCCGGCAGCAUAGACGGCCUCUGGCCCUUUCUUCAGAGCAUCGAAUGGAGGGACCCAUGGCUCAUGUUAUUAGUUGUAUUUCACAUAGGUAUCACUAUGACUGCAUUGUUAACUAGAAAUUACGCAAACUUCCAGAUCUUAUUAUUCCUAGUUCUAUUAUUGUUAGUGUACUUUUCUGAAAGCCUAAAUGAGAUAGCUGCCUCCAAUUGGAUGGUAUUUUCUAGGCAGCAAUACUUUGAUUCUAAAGGGUUAUUCAUAUCAAUAGUUUUUUCCGUGCCUCUGUUGAUGAUCUGUAUGAUCAUGGUGGCAAGCUGGCUGUACCAAUCGAGUCAAUUAAUGACCAGUCUCAAAAGAGCUCAAUUGCGCCAACAGCAAGCAAAAAAUAAAGUCACAGGAGCAAACAAAGAAAAAUUGAGUGGAACAACUGAAGCUUCUAGUACAAAAGACAAGAAAAAUGAUUGAAGAAAAACUAGUCGACUCUGAUUUAAUACCACUUUGUUGACUUUUGCAACAAUGAAACAUUGCAAACAGACUAAUAACAACGUUGUUUUGCUUAAAUCAAUAGAAAUUAAUCUUAAUAUAGCUUUUUAUGAAGAGGAAAAUAUUCAUAUUAAUUCAUGAAAAAGCUCUUUGUGAUGAGUAGUGCUUUGUAAAUUUUAAAAGCUACAUACAUAUUCAAGAUUGAAAAGUGAUAACAGGAACUUUUAUUACUGUAGUUUUUUUAAAAUAAUUUCACGAAAAACGAAUUGUAUUAUCCUUAAGUCUAUUUAAAAACUCUAAAAUCUUGAGGUAGAGAGAGAUCUGUGGCUUGUUAAAUUUUCUAGAUAUUCUUUUAGAAUUUUUAAUGGAGGAUUUUAUAUAUUUCUUUUAAUUAACACAGUGUUAGUUAACCAUAUUCAUUUAUCAAGAUAUUUUUAUAUUCUUGAGUUUAUGCAAUAAAAUUUAUUUCAUCAUUUUCAUGAAAUGCAACUACAA
Molecule: messenger RNA, 1341 nt
Organism: Trichogramma pretiosum
Lineage: Eukaryota; Metazoa; Arthropoda; Insecta; Hymenoptera; Trichogrammatidae
Gene: Tmem18
Product: transmembrane protein 18
Exons: 5
Coding region: 343-828 (161 amino acids)
Cellular component (GO): nuclear membrane
Source: RefSeq, a predicted model, not a curated record